CUCUAUACAAAACAAAAUGUCGAGUGUUUUUCUCGUAUUCCAAACGUUGUAUUGAGACAUUAUCUUAGAUAAUCUAAUCACAAUGACAUUUAUCAGUAGAUGUGCUUAUGAUUUGUUAGAUCUGGGUGGCGACAGUGACGAAAAUAUUGCUGAAAGCUCCGAGGAUGACAUUGAGAUUUUUCUUCAUGGUACACCUAAGCAGCGUCGCCGACUCCGUCGAUUAUCAGAGGGUCGCAAUGAUUCCUCUAGUGAAGACGACUUUGAGAAAGAAAUGGACACAGAGUUGCAAAGCACGGUUGAUGCACUGGAAGCCCUCAGAGAAACCAAGGAAAAGAAAGAUGUGAAAACUGAGAAUCAGGGAGCCUCUACGUCAUCCACAACAACAUCUUCAACAGCUCAGUUUUAUGACAGCAUCUACUUUGAUUCAGACGAAGAGGAAGAAAGUAGUUCUGGUAAGACGGGAUCAAAGCGAAAGCACCCAGUGAUAUCGAACGAUGACCUGCUGUAUGACCCCAACAUGGACGGUGAUGAUCAGAAGUGGGUAGACAGGCAGCGCGUAUGGUGUCGACCACAGACCAACACAUCUAGACGUAAUGAAAAGGUGAAACCACUCCCCAGCAGUGAUGCCGUUCUUGACUGUCCGGCUUGUAUGACGACAUUGUGCAUGGAUUGUCAGAGACAUUCCACAUAUUCAAACCAGUACCGAGCCAUGUUUGUUAUGAACUGUGUUGUUGACACAUCAGAAAUUCUAAAAUAUCCAAAGGAAAUUGGUAAAAAGAAGAAUAAGAAAAAGAAGAGACAGUCUAAUCGUGAAACAACCCCUGACCAAACUGACGAUGAUAAAUACAAUCCUGUCAAGUGCACGGAGUGUGGAACAGUUGUUGCUAUGUUUGAUCAAGAUGAAGUCUACCAUUUUUUCAACAUCUUGGCCAGCCAUUCUUGAAGGACAACUGUGUUUAGUGUUGACAUUCAUUGUCAGUUCAGCUUUAAGGAACUAUUCCGAGUUUGAUGUAAAUUCCAGUCUGGGAUGGCCCGAAACAUUAUGAUGACAAAAAAAUAAAGUAUAUAUACAGACGUUGAUAUUCUUAAAAAAAAGAUCAUGUUCAGUAUGUAAUUGUAUUUGUUAAAGAAGCUAUGUUAAAAACAUGUGACAGUGGCAGCAAACUCGGAAUACUCUCUUAAAACUGUUUUAGUGCCGCAAUAUGAAAAGAUUUAUGGUUCAUAGGCAUAUAAAGUGUGUUCUGCAGAUGAA
Molecule: messenger RNA, 1252 nt
Organism: Gigantopelta aegis
Lineage: Eukaryota; Metazoa; Mollusca; Gastropoda; Neomphalida; Peltospiridae
Product: E2F-associated phosphoprotein-like
Exons: 5
Coding region: 83-943 (286 amino acids)
Biological process (GO): positive regulation of cell population proliferation
Cellular component (GO): nucleus
Source: RefSeq, a predicted model, not a curated record